Messenger RNA from Odocoileus virginianus texanus, 3110 nucleotides. The record is from RefSeq and is a predicted model, not a curated record. Lineage: Eukaryota; Metazoa; Chordata; Mammalia; Artiodactyla; Cervidae.
AUGGCGGAAGAGCGCUCCGGGGACACCGCACUGAAGAGCCAUCCCAGUAAGAGCGGCUUCCGUGCGGUCGCGGGAACAGGAGCCCCGCUGGCAGGAGCAGUGAAUGAUGCAAAAGAUGGGAUAUUCCGCCGUUACCGUGGCCCAGGAGUCUACGAAGACCUGCAGAACUAUAUCUUAGAGAAGAAGUGGCAGUCUGUUGAGCCUCUGACUGGCUGGAAAUCCCCAGCUUCUCUAACGAUGUCUGGAAUGGCUGGUCUUUUUAGCAUCUCUGGCAAGAUAUGGCAUCUUCACAACUAUUUCACAGUGACCCUUGGAGUUCCUGCUUGGUGUUCUUACUUCUUUUUUGUGAUAGCCACCUUGAUUUUUGGCCUUUUCAUGGGUCUGGUCUUGGUAGUAAUAUCAGAAUGUUUGUACUUGCCAUUUCCAAGAAAUUUAUCUGAACAUUCUGAGCAGAAUCUCAGAUCAGAGAAGGUUCAUGUAACUGAACAGUUGCAGGAUGUAGAGGAGGAAAAGGAUGAUUCAAAUGAAGAAGAAAACAAGGACACCCUUGUGGAUGACGAGGACGAGAAGGAGGACCUAGGGUACGAGGAGGAGGCAGAGGAAGAGGAGGAGGAUGGCCCGGCUGCGGGCGCGGAUGAGGAGAAGACUGAUGCCCGGGGCCCGGAGCCCCCGAGGGAGGCCCGGGAGGGCGAGGCGCCCGGUGAGGUGGCAGAUGACGGCCUGGAGCAGCCCGGCCCGGCUGGCUCAGAGGCGGUGGGAGACUCGUUGAGACAGCGCAGGAGUCAGCAGGCUGACAAGGGGCCGUCGGCCUGAGGACAGUGUUUCAAGGAACACAAACCAAAAGAAUAUGUUAACUUCCCCUUUUGUCUGCAGUUUAAACCAGAUCCUUAUUUUCUUUUUGAAUGAGCAAGCUUCUCUUAAACAAUAAUCAUUAGCCAUUUAGUCUCAUGGCGUUAAGCCUCGUGUGUGUUAGGGAGAAUCUUUCAGGCGUGACAAUCAGGCUACAGAAAAACAAGCAUGGUGCUAGGGUCUGUUUGGGGCCGGGGGUGAGCACACGUUUGCUUACUCCGGGCUACAGAGCUCUGACCAGAGAAGGCGGUCCCCAGUGUCAGGAGCACUGUUACGGGCACAUCCAAGGCCGAGGCCCUUCAAGUGAAGGCAGGGCAAGCUGAGCACCCUCAGAGUGUAGCAGACAUCUUGCUUCCUCUUGUUUGGGUAUUUAUUUUUGUCAAACUAAGAAACAUCAGGCACCAUAUACAGGGGUACUUUUUAGAGAUAGAAGUUGAGAGGGCCUUGGAGAUUAUUGUAGAAAAAAGCUUGGAAAUGUUCCUAACUCUGAACCUCCCUUCUUGUGUUUCAUUUCUUACCUUUAACAUUUCCAGUUUUCCCACAAUGGGCCUGUGGGCCCCCCACCCUCUGAACAGUGCUUCUCCAGUGAGAGGACUCGGGCGGCAGGCAGCUCGAUAUCAGCUGUGUGUGUUUUGCCUAACGGUUUAGAUGAUCACGCAGCACAGCCCACGAAGCCGCGACUGCCAAGCGUCUCAAACAAAAUGUUGUUACCUUUGGAGAUUCAAAAGGAAGUAGCAGCUUUACAGGAGAGAUUUUGGUUGUCUUUAGCCAAAAUGUAGUCUUUUUAAAAUUUUUUUCAAAAAGCUCCUUUAGCAAUAUUCUUUUAUUGAAGAAUAUUGAAGUCAGAAAUCUCCUACAUCUUGCCAGUGCAAGGUAAUCUUACGAUGAAAACUUGAAUACUGUGUUGUUUUGUUUCCAUUUCAAAGGGUUCCCUGACUCUUGAACCAGUUUAAUAAUAACUGAAGAAACAUUUCUGGUUUUCCUUCACUGAUAUGCUUUUGAUGAAAGAACUAACGAAAGUGUAUAUCUGAAAAUGAAAGGUUUGAUUUCAUUCACUUCUUCCUUAAUCUUGUAAAGAAUUUUAUUCCUAUAAAUCUCAAUGCUUAGUCUGCUAAAAGUACCCAGGGGGCUCAAUGUCCUUUAAAAAAUCCAUCCAUCUAUCUGAUCUAUGUCUUAGAAUAAAUUCAGAAUAUUAGAUUCCAAGCUUAUGAAAGGUGUCUAAAGUUUUUUAUUCCAGAUGGAAUAAUAAGUAGUACAGGUUUAUGGAAUUNUGGAUCAUAUGGUAGAUCUACUUUCAGUUUUUUUUUUUUUUUAAUUGAAGGAUAAUUGGUUUACAGAAUUUUGUUGUUUUCUGUUAAACCUCUGAAUCAGCCAUAGGUAUACAUAUAUCCCCUCCCUUUUGAACCUCCCUCCCCAUCCCACCCCCUAGGUUGAUUCAGAGUCCCUGUUUGGGUUUCCUGAGCCAUAUAGCAAAUUUCCCUUGGCUAUCUAGUUUAUAUCUGGUAAUAUAAGUUUCCAUGUUACUCUUCAUCUUUAAGAAGAAAUAUGCAGUACACUCCUAUCUGCUGUUUAGAUAACCCUUAUCUUGUAUUAACUUGGGCUCACUGGAGGAGGGGGAGGUUCUGAAACUCUGCCCUGAUAUGGCUGAAUGAGCCUAUUGCAAGCCUCACACAAAGGGAGUUUUUAUUCUGACAAGAGUCCAGUUUUUAGAGUUGGUUAUUUUUCAUCUUUCCCACUUAGUCGCCUGAUAGUCUCAUCCCCCAGUGUGAUGACAUUAAGAGUUGCCAAUAAUUUUUCUCUUUAGACAGCAAUACAGUCUCAAGUUUGAGGCCAUCACAGAACUGACAGGCUGGGAAAACCUUGACUUGUGCUCACUUCUUGCCCGACCACCAUCUGGGGCUCUGACACCUCCUCACCCAAAGCACCAGUACCAAUGGUACCUCCAGGGAGGCAGCUCCAUCUCCCUGAUACCAGGAAGCCUUUCUGGAGCAGAGAUAAGCUGAACCUGCCCUCCUGGUACUGGAUUCUGUUUUCUUUUCUAAUCAGCUGAAACAAAAUUUUCAAAGAUAAUUCAAUUCAAGUUCAACAGUAUGGAAUAAGCAAGUCUUCAUAGUUUGGCUUUUCUGUAUGAUACUUACCCACAAGCCCCCUCCCCCAUAUUGAAAUAGUUCUUUUUCUGUGAGUGAAAUGUUUUACUAAAGGAGACAGAAUGAAGAAAUAAAAUCUACUUUGGCUUUUUAUAAAUGUAAGGCCAAUUUCCA